Messenger RNA from Coregonus sp. 'balchen', 9428 nucleotides. The record is from the annotation of a GenBank genome assembly. NCBI's taxonomy places the organism in Eukaryota, Metazoa, Chordata, Actinopteri, Salmoniformes, Salmonidae.
AUGGACAGCUCCUCAUGCCGGGAGCUGCGCUCUCUAUCCCGGGUUCCGAAAGGAGGAGGUCACAGACAUACUAGAAUAGUAGUUCACAUUAGGAUACGGUUUGCCCACGCUAUUAAAAAUAAUUAGGAAAUCAAAGAUAGUCCAUAUGUUUUUAACAGGCUAGUCUAUAUAGAUGUUUAACAAUAAUUGUAAGUCACUUCUGUUCAUAGCAGUAUGACAACGCAUUCACAAAUACCAGAGGUUAUGUAUAGUAGAUUCCGGGCUAUUUUGAAUAGCUUCUAAUUAUGAAUCCAAUUGUGUUCUUUGUUUUGCCUCUAACCUAUCCGUGCUCACUAACACCAAUUUCCCCUCAUCAUGUCCUUGAGGCGGCAGCUGCACCCGCUGUAAGCGGUUAGCUACUGUAGCCAAUUGAAAAGCAUUGGCCGCCUGUGAUUGCAGUGCUUUCUCCUAUUGAUUGUGCGCGGAGUAAUGUGGACGAGCGUGGCACUUGUGUCUUGCAGUCAGUCCUACUGGUGGAGCCGAGUUGGGCUAGCCAUAGCGGGGUAACGGAGUCUGGUGCACAUGGAAGGAGGGACGCUUUUUGAUUCAGCGUCAGAUAACAUUUGAUCCAAAUCGACAAAAGGCCCAAUCGGAGAAGCUUGUUUUCUUAAUCAGAUCCGCUAGUUUCUCCACCACCAUCUUUGGGACGGAUAAGUCUCUCUCUCUCUCUCUCUCUCUCUCUCUCUCUCUCUCUCUCUCUCUCUCUCUCUCUCUCUCUCUCUCUCGCUCUCUCGCUCUCUCUCCCUCUCCCCCUCUCCCUCGCCUCUCCCAGUUGCAGAAAAUUGCUCGGCAGCCCUGUACGCAAUUGGUGCACUGUGAGCGACCAUCAUAAAUCUGGAGGAUUUUCAGCGUCCGCGGGGUUGCUUAUGAAUUUGCUUAGGCAGGCCCUUUUAAGGAGUUGAGUACACGGGUUGGCGAAAUUGAUAAAAUGGCACAAAACGUGGUUCUAUUUUUAUUGUGGCUUUCGGGCAGAUCACUCGCGGGAUUUCCCAAUCAGAUUAAUAUAGGUAAGUGGUGAGUAAAAUAAUUAAAAAAUCAUGAAAGAAUCAUUCUGGCUUUUACAAUUUUAUGGAUAAUGACCGUUCUUGGUUAUUUUCGGAGCAGGACCUUUAUUGGGUGUGUUAUGAAGUAGGCUAACUUGCUUUGCUUGCAGUAAGAAAUUGUGAACUUGCUCCGCCACUUUGAUUACAGAUGUUAAGAAAUUCAAUGUUAGCAAAAUGCUUGAAACAAACUACCACAUUGAAUGGAAAAUGUUGCAACUUCAUAAGGGUGAAAAUUGGAGGGAGCAAUUCCGCAGUAACAGAUUUCUGUAGACAGAAUGAUGAGGAGUAAAGGCGGAUAAUGUGUGAUCUCUUUCUCCUAAUUAAUUUGACGGACGAUCCUGCCUACAUGAUCAGUGGUGUUUGGUUUAACACUUGAGAUCCGUGUGUAAACAGAACGACGGGGUUCCUUGCAGUUGAAAAAUUGUUAUGUAAGCUACAUACAAGUCAAGUGCCACUGAAGUCGAUAUCUUCCUCAAGUUUUGCUCGACAGGCGGGAGGCUACCUUACACUCUUAGAUAAAAAGGUGCUAUCUAGAACCUAAAAGGGUUCUUCGGCUGUCCCCAUUGGAGAACCCUUUGAAGAACCCUUUUUGGUUCCAGGUAGAACCCUUUUGGGUUAAAUGUAGAACCCUUUCCACAGAGGGUUCUACAUGGAACCUGAAACGGUUCUACCUGGAAGCAAAAAGGGUUCUUCUUGGAACCAAAAAUAGUUAUCCUAUGGGGACACCCGAAGAACCCUUUUGGAACCCUUUUUUCUGUACCUACCAUCCGUGGGUUGGUUUUGGGGUUCCCUCCGGGCUCUAUAAAAAGAUGAGGCAGAGAGAGUUGGGUGUAAAUAAAAAUAACGGGAAACGGUAACCUAAGUUAAUUAUGUAUGUGUAUGUCUUCUAGGUGGUCUGUUCAUGCGGUCCACUGUGCAGGAGCACAGUGCAUUUAGGUUCGCUGUUCAGCUCUACAACACCAACCAGAACACUACGGAGAAACCCUUCCAUCUCAACUACAACGUAGACAACCUUGAGUCGUCCAACAGCUUCUCAGUCACCCAUGCAUGUAAGUACAGAGCUAUUUUCAAUUAAAAUCUACCUAUUCUCUGAAUAAGUCCAGAAUUCCCCCUUGAACACACAAGUGUGCAAACACACAAGUGUGCAAACGCAUGCACGCACACACGCAAGCACGCGCACACACACACCACACACACACACACACACACACACACACACACACACACACACACACACACACACACACACACACACACACACACACACACACACACACACACACACACACAUAUGACAUUCAUAUUAACAUAAUGAAUACAUGGUAUGAAAAUGCUCUUGCUUGGUCUGCUUUAGCUGCAGGCGUGUAGGCCUGCUGUAGAUAAGGCCAGAGUACAGAGGGUGGAGUGCAAGAGUGCCUUUAGAGAUGUCUCAAUGAAUCACUGUUGUUGCGCUACACCAGUGGUCAACAACCUUUUCUAGACAAGAUCACUUUCUGAGUCAAAAUGCAAGCCAAGAUCUACCUCUCAGAUAAAAAAAACAACAUUACUUAAAAAAACGUAUCAAGCCUAUGCAACAUUAACCAAUUAAAAACAGUUAUGUAGCAAUGAGGUUUGUGCAGUAGUCUAUAGGCCCAAUAUCACUGCAUAUUGGCUUUGCUUGAAUUGCCCUGGCAUUGUUGUUCUCAGACCAUUUUGAAAUGAUAUUUAAAGAAAUUAGGUAUAUGAUCACACUGGUAAUAGAUCAUUUGUUGUAUCACUGUGAGGCACAGCUGAGUGAGCAUAAUAAUUUGCUCUUUUUUUUUAAUGGACUGAUGUCCUGCAUCUGAUGGUCAGUCUGAGGGAAGGGAGGGAGGUUAUUUUGGUAUUUUGGUAUUUUAUUAGGAUCCCCAUUAGCUGUUGCAAAAGCAGAAGCUACUCUUCCUGGGGUCCACACAAAACAUGAAACAUGACAUAAUACACAACAUAAACAGACAAGGACAGAACUACAUCAUUUUAUUUUAAUUUUUUACGAAAGGCACACGUAGCCUACAUAUCAAUACAUACACACAAACCUUCUAGGUCGAAUAGGGUAGAGGCGUUGUGCCGUGAGGUGUUGCUUUAUUUGUUUUUUGAAACCAGGUUUGUUUUUCACUGGAGCAAUAUGAGAUGGAACGGAGUUCCAUGCUAUAAUGGUUCUAUAUAAUACUGUACGCUUUCUUGAAUUUGUUCUGGAUUUGGGGACUGUGAAAAGACCCCUGGUGGCAUGUCUGGUGGGGUAAGUGUGUGUGUCAGAGCUGUGUGUAAGUUGACUAUGCAAACAAUUUGGGAUUUUCAACACAUUAAUGUUUCUUAUAAAAAGUAGAAGUGAUGCAGUCAGUCUCUCCUCAACUCUUAACCAAGAGAGACUGGCAUGCAUAGUAUUUAUACCAGCCCUCUGAUUACAAUGAAGAGCAAGACGUGCCGCUCUGUUCUGGGCCAGCUGCAGCUUAACUAGGUCUUUCCUUGCAGCACUCGACCACAAUAAUCAAGAUAAGACAAAACUAGAGCCUGCAGGACUUACUUUUUGGAUUGUGGUGUCAAAAAAGCAGAGCAUCUCUUUAUUACGGACCUCUCCCCAUCUUUACAACCAUUGAAUCAAUAUGUUUUUACCAUGACAGUUUACAAUCUAAGGUAACGCCAAGUAAUUUAGUCUCCUCAACUUGUUCGAAAGCCACACAAUUCAUUACCAGAUUCAGCUGAGGUCUAGAACUUCGGGAAAUGAUUUGUGACAAAUACAAUGCUCUUAGUUUUAGAGAUGUUCAGGACAUUUACAUUUACAUCAUUUAGCAGACGCUCUUAUCCAGAGCGACUUACAAAUUGAGGACCAGUUUAUUACUGGCCACCCAUUCCAAAACAGACUGCAACUCUUUGUUAAGGGUUUCAGUGACUUCAUUAGCUAUGGUUGCUGAUGCGUAUAUGGUUAAAUCAUCAGCAUUCAUGGACACACAUGCUUUGUUUAAUGGCAGUGGCAGGUCAUUGGUAAAAAUAGAAAAGAGUAGAGGGCCUAGAGAGCUGCCCUGCAGUACACCACACUUUACAUGUUUGACAUUAGAGAAGCUUCCAUUAAAGAAAACCCUUUGAGUUCUAUUGGAUAGAUAGCUCUGAAUCCACUAUAUGGCAGAGGUUGAAAAGCCAUAACACAUACAUUUUCUCAACAACAGGUUAUGGUCAAUAAUAUCAAAGGCUGCACUGAAAUCUAACAGUACAGCUCCCACAAUCUUCUUAUUAUCAAUUUCUUUCAACCAAUCAUCAGUCAUUUGUGUCAGUGAAGUACAUGUUGAGAGCCCUUCUCUAUAUGCAUGCUGCAAGUCUCUUGUUAAUUUGUUUACAGAGAAAUAGCAUUGUAUUUGGUCAAACACAAUUUUUUCCAACAGUUUGCUAAGAGCUGGCAGCAAGCUUAUAGGUCUGCUGUUAGAACCAGUAAAGGCCGCUUUACCACUCUUGGGUAGCGGAAUGACUUUGGUUUCCCUCCAGGCCUGAGGACAAAGACUUUCCUCUAGGCUCAGAUUAAAGAUAUGACAGAUAGGAGUGGCUAUAGAGUCAGCUACCAUCCUCUGUAGCUUUCCAUCUAAGUUGUCAAUGCCAGGAGGUUUGUCAUUAAUUGAUCGAUAACAAUACUUUUUCCACCUCUCCCAUCCUAACUUUGCAAAAUUCAAACUUGCAAUGCUUUUCUUUCAUUUUUUUUUUAAUGCAUGAAUACGAUGGCUCACUGUUCGCAUUUCCUGUCUAAAUUUGCCCACUUUGCCAAUAAAAUAAUCAAUAACUUAAUUGGCAAUAUCAAAUGGUUUUGUGAUGAGUAAGCCAUCUGAUUCGAUGAAAGAUGGAGUUGAAUUUGUCUUUCUGCCCAUAAUUUCAUUUAAAGUACUCCAAAGUUUUUUUUCCCAUCAUUCUUUAUAUAAUUGAUCUUGGCUUCAUAAUACUGUUUCUUCUUCUUUUUGUUGAGUUUAGUUACAACAUUUCUCAAUUUGCAGUAAGUCAGCCAGUCAGAUGUGCAAACAAAGCAAGAGAAAAAAAUAUACAUUCAGCAGUCCAUUAAUCAAUUGGUGUGUGUGUGUGUGUGUGUGUGCUGCGUGGUUGAAGCUACGAACCUAUAGGCUUCGUUCUCUCAUCCCUUCCAGGUUUCUGGGAGGGAGGGUGGACAAUGAGCCUGUCAUAGCGGAUGUAAGCAAUGUCCCCACGCGCUCUGGCAGCUUUCAUGGCUGGGAUAAGUUCUUUCCUCUUCUGGCGCACAGCUUCAGGAUAGUCCUCAUUGAGUAAGAUAUACGUUUCUCUCAAGUUCUUGGCUCUUUCCAGAACAGCUACCUUGUCCUUGAACCUCAGGAACUUGACCACUGUGACAAAUACAAUGCUGGGCCUGUCACCUGGGCCGGUGGUGGGUUUUCUAGUCCUGUGGUGCACUCCACCUAAAUUUUCCUGUGGUCCAUCUUCAAUUUCUCAGAGAUCAUUUCCCUCACUUUGUCCUCCGUCCAGGUCUCAUGUGGAGAUUCUGCAAUUCCGUCCACAACCAUGUUGUUCCGCAUUGAUUGUCUCUCGAAAUGUAUCCGUCAUUGUUAUCAUGGAUUCACACACAGAACUGAUGUCCUCUUUCAAUGACUUACAGAUUGCUGUCAUCUUGCCGUUCUCCUGAUUCAACAUAUCGAGCUGACCCUGGGAGAACUGCAAACGGUUCUUCAGGUCCUGGACCUCUCUGGUCAGGUCGUCCAUAAUUGUAUUGUUGAAUCCACCAGUAUUUGGACAAAACACUUUAAGCUAUUUUCUUGUUGUUGUAACAACUGCUUGUAGAACUAUUUUUGUUCGUUUCAAAGAUCCUUCACCUGUGAUAGAGAGACACCACUGUCCUCAACGGUACUCCCGUUGAGGACAGUGGUGAGGCUGCCUCUCACCCGACUCAACAUCCCUUCGCUCUCCCUCCCUCCGCUGAGCAAAAGGGGACACAGUCUUCCAGCUGAUGGCGAAACUAAAGUCGCACUGCAUUAUUUCUGCCUCAUGCGCCAAUUCAUGUUGUUACUCCUAUGACCAGAGAAAGUGAAAUAUUCCUCGACAUUAAAAAAGACAAUGGCUUAUAAAAAUGUUGAACAAAGUGUUGACAGUGCUGAGUAACAACUGAAACAGGAACCUGCUCAUACAAACGGUAUUUUGCUGUAUUCGUUGUCUCUCUCUAGUCAAGGUUUUAAAAGUUUUGAAAUCUCACAGUAUCAACUUUGCUGUGCGCUCAAUAUUUCGUUUUACAGUCUAUGGCUCGAGGAAACUGUUCAGACACAGGGAUCUGAGCUCUCCGAUUGGCCAGCCGUAGGCCUAUAGGUCCACUCGAUUUGCUCUCUGGGCCUGCCGGGUAGGCAGAGUUCUACCUUCAGAUACAUGAAAUGGUUCAAAAUGGAAACACUUUGCCUCUCCGGCGCUGGGGCUGCUGAAUCAAGUGCAUCUAACAUCAACAGCACAAAAUUAUUUUAAAAAAAAUAGGAACGCAAGGCUUUAUCGUUGUUUAAAAAAAAAAGAAAUGUUUGGUGAUCGACUAGGAAUGCCUUGGAGAUCGACCAGUAGAUCGCAGUCAACCGUUUAGUGACCACUGCGCUACACUGAGGUAGAGAUGUCUCAAUGGUUCACUGUUGGUAGGCUGCAUGGUAUUAUUGAGGUAGAGAUGUCUCAGUGGUUCACUGUUGGUAGUCUGCAUGGUAUUAUUGAGGUAGAGAUGUCUCAAUGGUUCACUGUUGGUAGGCUGCAUGGUAUUAUUGAGGUAGAGAUGUCUCAAUGGUUCAUUGUUGGUAGGCUGCAUGGUAUUAUUGAGGUAGAGAUGUCUCAGUGGUUCAUUGUUGGUAGGCUGCAUGGUAUUAUUGAGGUAGAGAUGUCUCAAUGGUUCACUGUUGGUAGGCUGCAUGGUAUUAUUGAGGUAGAGAUGUCUCAAUGGUUCAUUGUUGGUAGGCUGCAUGGUAUUAUUGAGGUAGAGACGUCUCAAUGGUUCACUGUUGGUAGGCUGCAUGGUAUUAUUGAGGUAGAGAUGUCUCAAUGGUUCAUUGUUGGUAGGCUGCAUGGUAUUAUUGAGGUAGAGAUGUCUCAAUGGUUCAUUGUUGGUAGGCUGCAUGGUAUUAUUGAGGUAGAGAUGUCUCACUGGUUUAUUGUUGGUAGGCUGCAUGGUAUUAUUGAGGUAGAGAUGUCUCAAUGGUUCAUUGUUGGUAGUCUGCAUGGUAUUAUUGAGGUAGAGAUGUCUCAAUGGUUCUUUGUUGGUAGGCUGCAUGGUAUUAUUGAGGUAGAGAUGUCUCAAUGUCACGCCCUGGCUCUGGGGACUCUUUAAUGUUGAGCCAGGGUGUGUAGUGUCUAUGUUGUAUUUUCUAUGUUUCGUUCUAGUUCGUGUUUCCUAUGUUGGCCAGGGUGGUUCCCAAUCAGAGGCAGCUGAUUCUCGUUGUCUCUGAUUGGGAACCAUACUUAGGCAGCCUGUUUUGCACAGUUCAUUGUGGGAUCUUGAUCUGUAUAGGUUUGUGUUGGUGAACCUUUAGACUUCACGUAUCGUUUUGUUGUUUUGUUCAUGUGUUAAAGUACUCAUUAAAAGAUGCACGCCUAUCACGCUGCGCCUGGGUCCGGUUCUUACGACGAUCGUGACACUCAAUGGUUGAUUGUUGGUAGUCUGCAUGGUAUUAUUGAGGUAGAGAUGUCUCACUGGUUUAUUGUUGGUAGGCUGCAUGGUAUUACUGAGUUAAACAUCUCUGUAGUGAUUACAAACCAAGAUGUGCAUAUCAAAUGGCACCUUGUUCAUUUUGUACUGCGCUACUUUUGACCAGAGCCCAUCAAAAGUAAUGCACUAUAAAGGGAAAAGGGUGCCAUUUGGGAUAAGAGCCUGAGAAUACAAACCAAAUUCCAUUGGCAACAUCCUGAGGAGAAGACCAUGGAUGUAUGAUGAGGAUCGCGUGGUAUCGUUACAGUGAGAGAGAGGCUGUAUGGCCUUGGAAAGAAAAGACAAGAAAACAUCAACAAAUAUGCAACAACCAUGGAGCCAAGGAUUCAGUGUGGGUGGUUUCAGCGUGCUCCUUAACAGAUGUAAAUGGUUGGAUAAAACUGAGUUGGAUAAAAAACAUCAGAAUAGUGGUUUUAAUCUAGGUAGGAGUAUCGACUCUGAUAUGGGUAUCUCCAUAUUUAAAAAGCGUUUAAGAGUAGGAGUUGCCUUUCAGCUCAAAAUGAAUAAGAUAACAUGGACAGGGGGACCUAAACACCUGAUCCUAGAUUAGCACUCCUUCUCUGAGAUGCUUUACAGGCUCUGAUCAGAUGCAUACUUCCUUCCUAUAAGCUUUUCCACCUAAAUCACUGCACCACUGGAUAGAAAUCAAUACAGACUCCACUCUAUCAAUAACAUGCUUCUCCCUCCAUGCUGCUGUUAUAUGUAUCUCCUCUCAGUUUGGCCAAUGGCUUAUCCAUCCAGUCAUCCAUUCAAACUGCUCACUGCUCUGCUCUCUACUGUGUUCAAACUGCGCUCUGCUCUCUACUGUGUUCAAACUGCACUCUGCUCUCUACUGUGCCAUUGUUUGUUGUUGCUGGGGGUCGAUGUGUCAAAUUACCUCGUUUUAGGAUGCUGUAUAUUGUGCUCCUUGUGGCCUUGUUUUGAUCUGAUUACAGGAAACAUAAAGAAAGAGUCAUGAAAGGGAGAGGAGAGGAGAGGAGAGGAGAGGAGAGGAGAGGAGAGGAGAGGAGAGGAGAGGAGAGGAGAGGAGAGGAGAGGAGAGGAGAGGAGAGGAGAGGAGAGGAGAGGAGAGGAGAGGAGAGGAGAGGAGAGGAGAGGAGAGAGGAGGGGGAAGAGGAGGAGAGGAGAGGGGAGGGAUAGAGAGGGGAGGGAUAGAGAGGAGAGGGGAAGAGAGAAGAGGAGAAGAGAGGGGAGGGGAAGAGAGGAGAGGGGAAGAGAGGAGAGGGGAGGGAAAUAGAGGAGAGGGGAAGAGGAGAGGGGAGGGGAGUGGAGGGAGAGGAGGGGGGAAGAGAGGAGAUGGGAGGGAGAGAGAGGGGAGGGUAGAGGAGGAGAGGGGAAGAGGAGCAAGAGAGGGGAGGGGAAGAGACGAGUGGAGGGAAGAGAGGAGAGGGGAGGGAAAGAGAGAGGGAAAGAGAGGAAGAGGGGAAAGAGGAGAUGGGAGGGGAGUGGAGGGGGAGGAGAGGAGAGGGAAAGAGAUGAGAGGGGAAGAGAGAAGAGGAAAGGAGAGGAGAGAAGAGGAGAGGAGAGGAGAGGAGAGGAAAGGAAAGGCGAGGAGAGGCGAGGAGAGGGAAAGGAGAGGAGAGGAGAGUGGAAGAGAGGAGACAGAGGGGAGGGGGGAGGAGAGGAUAGGGAAAGAUAGGGGAAGAAAGGAGAGGAAAUGA